Osmerus eperlanus (European smelt) is the source of this 5499-nucleotide messenger RNA. Its product is annotated as Krueppel-like factor 13. Gene Ontology annotation, biological process: regulation of transcription by RNA polymerase II. The coding region runs from base 318 to 1055 and encodes 245 amino acids. Gene Ontology annotation, molecular function: RNA polymerase II cis-regulatory region sequence-specific DNA binding; DNA-binding transcription factor activity, RNA polymerase II-specific. The transcript has 2 exons. The record is from RefSeq and is a predicted model, not a curated record. NCBI's taxonomy places the organism in Eukaryota, Metazoa, Chordata, Actinopteri, Osmeriformes, Osmeridae.
AUCGUCCUGUCAUUAUGCAGGAGAUUGAGCACCGGCAGUGAUAAGAGUUCGUUAAUUUUAAGUUUCUUAACAUGUCAUAACUGACUCGUUUUCAUAAUCUGAAAGUCAGACGCACAUUUUACGCAUUUACGCUUCGACUGUGAUUUUUCAAUUACCAGGAUGACCAUUUUAUGGAGAAACCGGUAAAUUAUGGGAGUUUCCUAUUGAUAGACCGAGCUACCUCUAGCAUCAUAUAAAAGUGUUGACGGAAAUAAUUUUGCCAAGUUGUUAUUUUUGAAUGUCACCAAGACAGAUUGGUGACGGAUAUAUGAAAGGAUAUGGAUCAUUUUGCAGCUGAGUGCCUUGUGUCAAUGUCCAGUCGGGCUAUCGUGCAUCCUAAAGAAAACAGAGAGUCCAAAGCAGAACCUGCAUGUUCUCAAAGGAAUGUGGAAGAGAAGGACGCAAUGAUCAAAGACAAUUCUUCUCUAUUUGUGGUGGCUCGGAUUCUAGCGGAUUUUAACCAACAAACCCCUACCGACAUCACCGAGCAGACUAAAAUAACAGAGGAGUGCGCAUCGCCAACAGCUUCGGAGGAUGGAAGUACUGCCACACCUACCACGAACAUCGACCCCGGCCGCACACAAAGAGGCAAACGUGUCAGAGGUCGAAUCGAACCCGAAUCUCCUCAGAAAAAGCAUAAAUGCCAUUUUUCAGGUUGCGAAAAAGUUUAUGGCAAAUCGUCCCAUCUCAAAGCGCAUCUAAGGACGCACACAGGAGAACGUCCAUUCCCUUGCACCUGGCCUGACUGCAACAAGAAGUUUGCCCGCUCAGAUGAGCUGGCGCGCCACUACCGCACCCACACGGGGGAGAAGAAGUUUGGGUGCCCGUUGUGUGACAAGCGUUUCAUGAGGAGUGACCAUCUUAUGAAGCAUGCACGCCGCCACUCCGACUUCCAGCCUGGCAUGUUGAAGAGGCCCUACGGCGGAGCGGUCAACAGUAACCGACCCGGCUCCCUCAGCGACUACAGCCGCUCAGACGCGUCCAGCCCCACCCUCAGUCCCGCCAACUCGCCUUAAAGCCCUGCAGCACUUACAGUCUCUGCCCUGCCACCUCCACAUUCAGACACACUCAUAAGACACACCCCAGUCUCAUCGACUCUUUCAACCAUAACGGUGGACAGUUCAAUGGAUUCUGUCCAGCGACUUUGGUACCCCCCCCCCCUCCCCACCACCUCACCCUUGAUCGUCUACUUUAAUGCUGUGGAAACUUUGAUUGGGGACAGGGCCACACCCGCCAGGCUCCCUCAGUUUGGUCCUUUAAUUGGAGCUAUUCUAACAGGGUGAAAUUCCAAUUACACUUGUACUACACAGUUGCAUAUGAACUUACUUUGCCAAUCCUACGCUUGCUGUACUGUGUCGUACGUACCUGCUUAUUGUAGUGCAAUUUCUUUAAGAAACUCAACAAAGACAUACAUGCCUUCUUCAUGGCUAUAUCUCCAUUUACAAACGUGUACUAUCUAUAUUAUUUCUAUUGUAAGCCUCUGGCAAAUGUUGAACCAUUUGCAAUCAGUUUAAUAAGAUAAAUUGGUCAAUAGAGAACAAAUUUUAUAGGACAAUUAUGUCAUCUUAUGUUAGUGUGCAACCUUCAUUUAAAAGCAGAUCACAUUUACACCUCAGGAUUAAGAAAAUUAUUUGUAUCCACUUAACUUGACUGCACAAUACAGACAUCACUUUACAGGCAUUUCAACGUGUGUUGAAAUUCUGCCCUGCUCAGGGAAGGCCUAGGUUGCUUGAAAGAAUGAAUACAAUGUUGACAUAUACACACACACACACAAACACACACACAAACACAAACACACAGUGCACAGCAUCAAUCAAGGAAAGUAUGUGAGAAAGAAACGCCGUAACUUGAACAUCUACUGGACUGACUUUCAGACUGGACAUUAAGCACCCUCACUUUCAUGGCUAAUCUCUAUACUUCUAUAUUCGACCAUCGUUUCAGAGGGUAGUCUCACCUGUCUUUUUUAAAGACUAAAGUGUAGGAACAGCAUUACACUUUUUUGGUGACACCCCCUCAGAAAGGUUGCUUCAAAGAUACUGAGAACAUAGUCACUAAAAACUGAAUUGACCUGGAAGAGAACCUUCCCUCAUCCUGGAAAAAGCCUGCACAUUACUUAAUGAGGCUACAAUAAGAAUAUUUAAGAAGAUGACUAAAGCAAUAUCACUCAACCUGACAGCAUUUGUUUGAUCAGAGUGGCCUGUCAACUACAGUACAUUACCGAGAAUCAUCACCGGGUUUGUUCCGGUACUUGUGGAGGUUGGACUCACACACACCAAGCCUUGGUGUCUUAUCAGAGGGUUUUGGCGUUGAAACGGCAUCCAUCCCCAUUGAUGGGACAAUGUAUGGAAGGAAAAGACGAAUUAAAGUAGUCAUGAAGAGACUUUCAGUUUGUUCAUGUCAAGUUAAGUCCAGUGCCUGUAUCUAUUGCAGGUGGACUUAGGGCUUGAUACAGCGGAAUGAGGGGACCAUGAGGUACAAUAAAAGACAUACAAUAAAAGCCUAGCUUUAUCAGCUGGAGGGAACACCCAGUGAGAUCAUAGCGAGUUAGAACCUCACCCUUCAACCCUCUGAACACAUCAUGAAAAACUUGACAAAGCCCAAAGAAGAGUGCAGCCAUAGAUGGAUAAAAAAAGUAGCAUUUAGGAGUAUAGGCAAGAGACUGUGUUUGAUUUUCACACUGAGCUUUAUGCACUGUUCAUAUACACUUACAAUGGAAAAUGUACUCUCAGAGGGAACGUCAACUAAAACGUGAGAGGAGUCAAGUCUCCUUUACAGAUAAGCAUAAUGUUAAACAUUGUUAAAUCAUGCAUGGAGACUAUUUUCCUUGCAGAUGUGACCAUGGUGUCUUCUCAUGUGUACUGUACAAUCCAGCCUUUACCACUGCCUCUGAUUAAGAAUGAUGGGACACACCCAGAGCUCUCCUUAUAGAUCCAGUAGUCCCUUAGUUUUCUGUAUGUUUAUUUCCUUAAGAUGGACAUUACAAUUGCUUAACAGCUUUAUCAUCAUAGGGAACAGGCUAUAAAGCCUCAUAAAGACAUUUGCUAUAUAACAUUCUCCCUCAAAAUCAAAUCUUUUUUCUGAAGUUAGAUGCAAGAGUCCCCUUUGUACUUCUUUGGAAGUAUGAAAACAAAAUACUUUAUUGGCACAGGCCCUUCUCAAGACCCAAUGAAACCUUCAGGAAAAGUAAUCUAGGAAAUAUAAGACCUAGCUAGCUUUCAACACAGCAAUGCUUAUGUCAAUCAGUACAAUGUAUCAAAGAUCUUCAGCAAAUUUGAUGGCUGUGCUUUUGGAAUCAGGUCUGAAAUAGUCAAAGGACCUCAGACCUCUCCCUCCUGAGGAAAUCUGCUUGAGGUUCUCAAUGGGAUAAGCCAUGGACUUGGCUGUGCUGUUCAUGUGCUUCAGAGUUGGCUUUCAACAGAGUCGAAUUGCACGCUGAUUGGUGCACACACACAGACACACACGCACACACACGCAGACACACAUGCACACAAACACACACACAGACACACAUGCACACCCACGCACACACACGGGGGGGAGAGGAUUUGUCCAGCUGGAGAGGACUAGGAAUGUUUCUGUGGGGAAGGAAGCAGGUGUCAGCCUGUGAAUGGCCAGCGUUGUCCCCUUGCUUCUCCCCAAGGCCCCAUUUUCCCAGUCACCUAAAAAGAGCCAUCAUCAGCGUUUUCCCUCCCUCUUCCAUAAAGACAACACCCCUUAUGAAAACACACUGCAUCACUACUGCAGCAUUCCCAGUCAUAAAAUCACAGUAGACUUACUCUUAGAUAACCCUCACACUGUUUUCUAAGGUUUCAGUUUGAUGUCUGACUCAUGGGAUUCCACAGUGACUGGAGAGUGCAAAUAGGAGGGAAGAAAGAGACAGCCCUGCUCUCGACCCUUUAAGAGCUCAUUGUAAAAGUCAUUAAAAACAGACAACGAGCGUUUCAAACUUGCGUGGAGCUGUACAAUCCCUCAAUGACAUAUCCCUCCGCCUAUUGACUCCUUUCGAUACAGGAGAAGUUUUGUAUAAAUUCCAUCAGUGAUGUGUUUUUUGUGAUAGUAUCUCAACAUGACAAUAAUAGUUGCAUGAGAGACCAAGGGUGACAACAUUUUGUAUUUUGUCACCUGCUUGGCAUCCAAGAGACCCCUACCGCAGGGUGUGACUGGUCCCCUACCGCAGGGUGUGACUGGUGUUAAGCUGUUCAUUCAGGAUGUUUCAUACACCUUUUUUCCAUGACAGAUAAAAAAACUAAAAGGGUUCGUCCAUUCAGUCUGGUGUUCAUCUUUAUCCAUAUUCAAACAAAGUGGUGUUCCAGUCCAAAUAUGAUGUCAGUAAGUGUGGAUUUAUAUUAAUGUACUGUCAUUUAAAGGAUUGUUGAAGCAUUUUCAAAGUUUUAGGGCCUGGAUAAAAUAACUUUAUUACGAGGAGUGAAGGUGGGAGUACUGAGUCAGUCAAGUGCAUCAAUCAACAGUUUCAAAGAUGGCCACCUUUUUAACUGGAACCUCAGUAUGGUUGUUGAGAAAUUAUUUAGUAAGAUAUGCUGUGUGAUUUGAGAACUGUUCUUUUUUUUAUUGAUGACGACCAGACAUUUGUAUGGUAUGGUCACUUUCUUUUCCUCACUUUCUGUCAUUAUUAGUAUUUCUAUCAUUGUAACUUGAUUUGUGUUGUUUUGUACGUUUUCUUAUCACCCGAGUGUCCAUAUCAUGUUUUUAUUUGGGGAUAUUAUUUAAUGUUUCUCAUGCAAAUUAUGCAAAGCGUUAUAAACAUACUGUAUACUGUAUUACAUCUGCACAAAGAUAAACUGGUGACACAGCAGGGAAGUAUUCAAAAUGUAUUCAAAGGAAACACGUUUAGUGUAUAUCGUAAUUGUGAUCUCUUCUUAACAUGCUUACGACAUUUUCCUUAACAUAAUUUGUUACUCCAUUAUCGAAAUUGACAUAGGUUUCUCUAUUUGCUUUUUACAAUGUUUUUGGUGUAAUGAUGUCAUUAUGCAUGACUUGGUUGUGGAAGUAAAUGGUUAUGUUUUACUGAAAUUUAAAUAUAGUGUGCCAAAGGCAAAAAUGAUUCCACAAACAGAGAUAUUUACAUCCAGUUGUCCAUUAUUAUAGUAUGACAUGAAUGACAUUUAAAAAUAUGUUUUUGUAAAUAAACAUGUCAUGUCACAAACAUUGUGACAACUGAACACAAGAGCAGAAACUCAAAUGUCCAUUGAUCUUGUUUGAAUUUGAUUACUUUAAUUUGCUUUAUAUCUGACUGAAAAGGGAUAGUUGCUUGUACUGUCUCAUUUCUGAAUUUUCUUUCCAGCUUCUCUCGAUUUUUGUGACACAGCACAAGAGCCGUCAGUUGUAGAAAAAUGGUGGUUAAAUGUUUGUAUACUCUUUGCGUCAAACCAACGUAUCUGUCCCUCUUUUUAUGUCAUGUAUUUAUUUUUGAAUGUGUAUUAUAUAUAUUUUUGACUGUGA